Nomascus leucogenys (northern white-cheeked gibbon) is the source of this 2129-nucleotide messenger RNA. RefSeq names its product caspase 10 (gene CASP10). Gene Ontology annotation, molecular function: protein binding. NCBI's taxonomy places the organism in Eukaryota, Metazoa, Chordata, Mammalia, Primates, Hylobatidae. The record is from RefSeq and is a predicted model, not a curated record. Gene Ontology annotation, biological process: proteolysis; negative regulation of extrinsic apoptotic signaling pathway via death domain receptors.
AGGAAAUUAAUAUCAGGCUACCCAAUCCUGAAGAUUCAGUUUUCACUUAAACAACCAGCAAGUCUUGAAGUCUCUUCCCAAGCAAAUGGGAGUUUCUUUGGACCUUGGAGCACACAGAGGAUUCUACUUUCUUUAAAACUUUGUUUUCAGGCAAUAUCCCUGAGAACCGUUUACCUCCAGAGGAUUGGUGGAGCUUGAUCUGAAGGCUGGCCAUGAAAUCUCAAGGUCAACACUGGUGUUCCAGUUCAGAUAAAAACUGUAAAGUGAGCUUUCGUGAGAAGCUUCUGAUUAUUGAUUCAAACCUGGGGGUCCAAGAUGUGGAGAACCUCAAGUUUCUCUGCAUAGGAUUGGUCCCCAACAAGAAGCUGGAGAAGUCCAGCUCAGCCUCGGAUGUUUUUGAACAUCUCUUGGCAGAGGAUCUGCUGAGUGAGGAAGACCCUUUCUUCCUGGCGGAACUCCUCUAUAUCAUACGGCAGAAGAAGCUGCUGCAGCACCUCAGCUGUACCAAAGAGGAAGUGGAGCGACUGCUGCCCACCCGACAAAGGGUCUCUCUGUUUAGAAACCUGCUCUACGAACUGUCAGAAGGCAUUGACUCAGAGAACUUAAAGGACAUGAUCUUCCUUCUGAAAGACUCGCUUCCCAAAACCGAAAUGACCUCCCUAAGUUUCCUGGCAUUUCUAGAAAAACAAGGUAAAAUAGAUGAAGAUGAUCUGACAUGCCUGGAGGACCUCUGCAAAACGGUUGUACCUAAACUUUUGAGAAACAUAGAGAAAUACAAAAGAGAGAAAGCUGCCCAGAUAGUGACACCUCCUGUAGACAAGGAAGCCGAGUCGUAUCAAGGAGAGGAAGAACUAGUUUCCCAAACAGACUUUAAGACAUUCUUGGAAGCCUUACCGCAGGAGGAGUCCUGGCAAAAUAAGCAUGCAGGGAGUAAUGGUAACAGAGCCACAAAUGGUGCACCAAGCCUGGUCUCCAGGGGGAUGCAAGGAGCAUCUGCUAACACUCUAAACUCUGAAACCAGCACAAAGAGGGCAGCUGUGUACAGGAUGAAUCGGAACCACAGAGGCCUCUGUGUCAUUAUCAACAACCACAGCUUUACCUCCCUGAAGAACAGACAAGGAACCCAUAAAGAUGCUGAGAUCCUGAGUCAUGUGUUCCAGUGGCUUGGGUUCACAGUGCGUAUACACAAUGAUGUGACAAAAGGGGAAAUGGAGAAGGUCCUGCAGGAGCAGAAGUGCAAUCCAGCCCAUGCCGACGGGGACUGCUUCGUGUUCUGUAUUCUGACCCAUGGGAAAUUUGGAGCUGUCUACUCUUCGGAUGAGGCCCUCAUUCCCAUUCGGGAGAUCAUGUCUCACUUUACAGCCCUGCAGUGCCCUAGACUGGCUGAAAAACCUAAACUCUUUUUCAUCCAGGCCUGCCAAGGUGAAGAGAUACAGCCUUCCGUAUCCAUCGAAGCAGAUGCUCUGAACCCUGAGCAGGCACCCACUUCCCUGCAGGACAGUAUUCCUGCUGAGGCUGACUUCCUACUUGGUCUGGCCACUGUCCCAGGCUAUGUAUCCUUUCGGCAUGUGGAGGAAGGCAGCUGGUAUAUUCAGUCUCUGUGUAAUCAUCUGAAGAAAUUGGUCCCAAGAUGUGAAGACAUCUUAUCCAUCCUCACUGCUGUCAACGAUGAUGUGAGUCGGCGAGUGGACAAACAGGGAACAAAGAAACAGAUGCCCCAGCCUGCUUUCACACUAAGGAAAAAACUAGUAUUCCCCGUGCCCCUGAAUGCACUUUCAUUGUAGCAGAGAGUUUUCGUUGGUUCUUAGACCUCAAACGAAUCUUUGGCUGUAUCCUCCAGCCUCCUGCCCAGCACAGGAAUCGGUGGUCUCCACCUGUCAUUCUAGAAACAGGAAACACCCUGUUUUCUGAUACAGUCAAUUCUGAUUUUCUUUUUCUUUUGACAAGUCUAAAUGUUAGAAAACUUUCUUUUUUACUUCCUUUUUUUUGGAGACAGUCUCAUUCUGUCACCCAGACUGGAGUGCAGGGGGGCAAUCAGGGCUCACUGUAGUCUCGACUUCCCGGGCUCAAGCUAUCCUCCCACCUCAGCUUCCCAAGUAGCGGGGACCACAGGUGUGUACCACCAUGCC